GUUAUAAGACCCUUUUGAAAGGAAUUUCAGGGAAGUUCAGCAGUGGAGAACUUGUUGCAAUUAUGGGUCCUUCAGGAGCUGGGAAGUCAACGCUCAUGAACAUUCUGGCAGGAUACAGAGAGACGGGAAUGAAAGGAGAAAUUCUCAUCAAUGGACAGCCUCGUGACCUGCGCUCUUUUCGCAAAGUCUCCUGCUACAUCAUGCAAGAUGACAUGCUCCUUCCUCAUCUGACUGUCCAGGAAGCUAUGAUGGUAUCUGCUCAUCUGAAACUUCAAGAGAAGGAUGAAGGCAGGAGAGAAAUGGUAAAGGAAAUAUUGACAGCCCUCGGUUUGCUGACAUGUGCCAAUACGAGGACUGGGAGCCUUUCUGGAGGCCAGAGAAAGCGUCUUGCCAUUGCUUUGGAGCUGGUGAACAAUCCUCCUGUCAUGUUUUUUGAUGAACCAACCAGCGGCUUGGAUAGUGCAUCAUGUUUUCAGGUUGUCUCUCUGAUGAAGGCUUUAGCCCAAGGUGGCAGGUCCAUCAUCUGCACAAUUCACCAGCCCAGUGCUAAACUGUUCGAGUUGUUUGAUCAGCUCUAUGUUUUAAGUCAAGGUCAAUGCAUUUACCGUGGGAAGGUAUUAAACCUAGUCCCUUACUUGAGAGAUUUGGGUUUGAAUUGCCCAACCUACCACAAUCCAGCAGAUUUUGUUAUGGAAGUAGCAUCUGGUGAAUAUGGAGACCAGAACGGCCGGCUGGUAAGGGCAGUACGGGAGAGGAUAUGUGACACAGACUACAAGAGAGAUGUUGGUGGUGAGAAUGAGUUGAAUCCCUUCCUCUGGCACCGGCCUUCUGAAGAGGAUUCCUCCUCCACGGAAGGCUGCCACAGCUUCUCUGCCAGCUGCCUAACCCAGUUCUGUAUCCUCUUCAAAAGAACUUUUCUCACCAUCAUGAGGGAUUCGGUCCUGACACACUUGCGUAUCACCUCACACAUUGGCAUUGGACUGCUCAUCGGCUUGCUCUACUUAGGCAUUGGCAAUGAAGCUAAGAAAGUCCUCAGCAACUCUGGCUUCCUCUUUUUUUCCAUGUUGUUUCUUAUGUUUGCUGCGCUCAUGCCAACUGUCCUUACAUUUCCUCUUGAGAUGGGAGUGUUUCUUAGAGAGCAUCUGAACUACUGGUACAGCCUGAAAGCCUACUAUCUCGCCAAAACCAUGGCUGAUGUUCCGUUUCAGAUCAUGUUUCCUGUGGCUUACUGCAGCAUUGUGUACUGGAUGACUUCACAGCCAUCUGAUGCACUCCGGUUUGUCCUUUUCGCAGCCUUGGGAACCAUGACAUCCCUGGUGGCUCAGUCACUGGGUCUUCUCAUAGGUGCAGCUUCUACAUCCCUCCAGGUGGCCACUUUUGUGGGCCCAGUUACUGCCAUCCCGGUGCUUCUGUUCUCUGGGUUUUUUGUCAGCUUUGAUACCAUCCCAACAUACCUCCAGUGGAUGUCCUACAUUUCGUAUGUCAGAUAUGGGUUCGAAGGAGUUAUUCUCUCCAUCUAUGGACUGGAUCGAGAGGAUCUGCAUUGUGACAAAGAUGAUACUUGCCAUUUUCAAAAAUCAGAGGCCAUUCUGAGAGAACUGGAUGUAGAAAAUGCCAAACUUUACCUGGACUUCAUUGUUCUUGGAAUUUUCUUCUUCUCUCUGCGCCUAAUUGCCUAUUUUGUUCUCAGAUACAAAAUCCGAGCAGAGAGGUAAAAGAAAAACAGCUAAAAUGAUGCAGUAGGAUGAUCUUUAGACAUGCUGUAGAGGGCACUUGACAUUGUCUCACUGUGGCAGGCCAGUCUCCAGUGCCCAGCUAGAUGCUGUUAUGACCUAGCCCAUAGAGAACCACAAUGGGAUAGUGGACAUAUAGUGUUAAGCCAAUCAGUCCAGUUGGGUUGGGUCAUGUUUUCAUUACACUUUCUAGCUUUAACUAGGAAGAAGAAAUAGAAGGGAAUUUUACACCAGAGAAUAUCAAUACUGAGGCAAUGCAACUGUAAUAAAAAGCCUGGCUGCAGGAACUUUCCUUAUGAAAAACGGUUUUGUGAUAAGGAAUACUAAUCCUGGUAGCCAGAAUAGUAUAAUGUCAUCUCCAGGUGACAAGAUAAUGAGAUGCAAAAUGGGGAAUGCAAACAAAAUAGGAUUCUCUCAUCUUUUUAAAUUCA
Pelecanus crispus (Dalmatian pelican) is the source of this 2164-nucleotide messenger RNA. The record is from RefSeq and is a predicted model, not a curated record. NCBI's taxonomy places the organism in Eukaryota, Metazoa, Chordata, Aves, Pelecaniformes, Pelecanidae.